ACAAAAGCGUUAUCCACUCGCUCUUUUGUCACAAUCGAUUCUCGAAUUUUUCGGAUCCUCUGUCUCAAUUCGUCCAUGGCGUUCUCUCUUUCGUCGACUCCUUCGUUUCCGUGCUCGAUGCCCUGUACUGGUCCUGGCCGGCUAAAUUGCUUGAGCCUCAUCGUAAAAUGCGAAGCUGACGGUUCAUCGGUGGCGGCGAGAUCGAAGCUGGAGGUAGGCUCUCCAGUUAUCGUGACCGAGGCUCCUACGAUGAUCAAGACUGCGGCGUCUGUUCCGUGCCUACGGGUUAAUUCCGGCUUGGUCAAGCCCGGGGAUGUGGGCAGAAUCGUGUCGAGGAAACCAAAGGAUGUAUGGGCGGUUCGUCUCGCGAUCGGGACUUACCUCAUCGACGGCAAGUUCUUCAAGCCGUUGGAGCUCGACGAUUGAUUUCAACCGGAAUUUAUUUACAGAACGACACCGCAGAAAAUUUAUGUAUAUUCGCAGGGAUUUUGGUAUACUUCAAUUCAAUUUUCUUGGGUGUCUUCUCUCUCGGAAAGAGUUUUGAUUGGUGUGCUCGAGCAAAGCUAGUUCUGAUCCCCUGUUUCUCAAAUUGAUGCACAAAAGACUUCAAUGCUGCUUGCUUGCUC
Messenger RNA from Rhodamnia argentea, 626 nucleotides. Its product is annotated as protein CHLORORESPIRATORY REDUCTION 42, chloroplastic. Gene Ontology annotation, biological process: NADH dehydrogenase complex (plastoquinone) assembly. NCBI's taxonomy places the organism in Eukaryota, Viridiplantae, Streptophyta, Magnoliopsida, Myrtales, Myrtaceae. Bases 76 to 426 code for a protein of 116 amino acids. The record is from RefSeq and is a predicted model, not a curated record. The transcript is spliced from 2 exons.